Molecule: messenger RNA, 3059 nt
Organism: Sphaerodactylus townsendi
Lineage: Eukaryota; Metazoa; Chordata; Lepidosauria; Squamata; Sphaerodactylidae
Gene: MRI1
Product: methylthioribose-1-phosphate isomerase 1
Exons: 6
Coding region: 81-1163 (360 amino acids)
Molecular function (GO): S-methyl-5-thioribose-1-phosphate isomerase activity
Source: RefSeq, a predicted model, not a curated record
CGAGCCAUCUGCGGCCACGUGGGCCGUUUCCUCUCCAGCUUUACGUUUCUGCCUCGUUUUGCUCAAUUUUGCAGGCAGCCAUGAGUUUGGAGGCCAUCCGCUACCGCAGGGGUUCCCUGCAGAUCCUCAACCAGCUCCUGCUGCCCCAGCAGAGCGUCUAUGAAGACAUUGGCAGCGUUGGACAGGGCUGGGAGGCCAUCCGGGCUAUGAAGGUAAGAGGCGCUCCAGCCAUUGCCAUUGUAGGUUGUCUGAGUCUGGCAGUGGAGCUGCACAGUAAAAGAAAUGCAGAAAUGCAGAGUGUCAGCAAGCUGGAGAAUUUUGUGUUAAACACGCUAGACUACCUAGUGAGUGCUCGACCUACAGCUGUCAACAUGGCCCGGGCAGCUCAGGAACUGGGCUGCUUUGUUCGUCAGGAGGCCAAGUGGGAAGGGGCUACUGCUGAGAGUUUGAAAGAAAGUGUGAUCAACUGGGCAGAAGCCAUGUUGGAUAAAGACCUGAAAGACAACAGAAGCAUCGGAGAACAUGGGGCACGCCACCUCUUACAGCAAGUAGGACAGGACAAGGUGGUGGUCCUGACUCACUGUAACACAGGCUCACUGGCCACUGCUGGCUAUGGCACUGCACUAGGCAUUAUUCGUUCCCUGCAUGCCAUGGGCCAUCUGGAGCAUGUCUAUUGUACUGAGACGCGGCCAUAUAAUCAGGGAGCCCGCCUGACUGCCUAUGAGUUAGUGUAUGAACAGAUCCCUGCCACGCUCAUUGCUGACAGCAUGGCAUCUGUGACCAUGAAGGAGAAAAAGGUGUCAGCUGUGUUUGUCGGAGCAGACAGAGUUGUUGCCAAUGGAGACACUGCCAACAAAGUGGGGACCUAUCAACUGGCUAUUGCCGCAAAGCACCAUGGGAUUCCUUUCUAUGUGGCCGCCCCCCGAACCUCAUGUGACAUGAACUUGCAACAUGGAGGACAAAUUGCUAUUGAGGAAAGGCCAAGCCAGGAGCUGACCGAUAUCAACGGAGUACGAAUUGCAGCCCCAGGUAUUGGUGUCUGGAAUCCAGCCUUUGAUGUCACCCCUCACAAUCUGAUUACUGGAGGCAUUGUCACUGAAUUUGGUGUUUUCACUCCUGCUGAACUUCAAGCAGCACUAACACAGGCAGAGUGCCAAGUUUGAAGGUGAUGAGCUCAGCUAUUUUUGGACUGGCUAGUCAAGAGUGUGCAUCAAGCAGACUUUCAUCCCUCCAUUCUAGAGGAACCAACAUUAAAAGUUAAUAGAACGUUCUGUUCACCAGUCCUCUGCCACUGUAUUUGUGCAUUGUAGUGAAUACCCAUUACCUUACCCAAGACCUGGAGUUAAAUGAUUAUUGGAACUGACUGAAUAAAGACAGCUGGUGUAUGUGUGUGGGAGAGAGAAGAAGGCUAUAUAACUAACAUCCGUCUGAUGUUCUUGCAUUUGGGUUGUGGCAGGUUAUCCCUUGGUAUAAUUCUGGCUUUGUUCAUCUGUUUCCUUACUAGAUCAAAUUGUUAUUGCAAUUCUAAGAAUGUCUGUUGUAGAUCCUGCUACAAAAUAGGUUGCUAGUGUUUUCCACAUAAUUUCUUCUCUUGUUUGAGGAGCUGAUGAAGCAUAGUAGCAAAGAUUAGGGAGGUCCACAGUUCAAAUGUCACCUCUGCCCCAAACUCACUUAUUGGCCCCUCUCAUGCCCAUUGGGGCACAGGGAAAAUAAUAGCAGCCUGCUUUAAUUUUUCAAUAGUGCAUGAAGAUACUUUAUGCUGAGUCAGGCACAGCAAGUAUUGUGAACUCUGAUGAGCAGUGGCUUUCUCAGACCGAGGUCUUCUACAUCAUCUCUACUACCUGAUCUUUUUAAUUGGAGGGGUUUAAAUGUGGGGUCUUCUACAUGACAAGCAGCUGCUUUGAUUCUGAGCUAUGGCCCACUUUACUUUCACUGAAAGUGAAAUUAAUGCAUAGUGAGUUUUUUACACUACACCACGAUUAAAAAAGAAUUACUUUGACCUUCAUAUGAAUGCUUGAUUUUCAGAUUUUUAAAUGAGAAGUGGGGAUUACACAUAAAGACUAGAAAUGUGAGGUGUAAACCUUUCUCCUGUUGAUUGCUUACCUUUGAAGUAAGAAUGAAAGAACUGGUUUGCUGGACCAUACCAGAUAUGCAAGUAAUCCAUCACUUUGCUUUCAGUAGUAACCAGCCAUCUGGGAUCUUCACAAACAGGAUACGUUGAAGAUGGCACAUCAAAAAACAAAUCAAGGUGGCUAAGCAGUGAGAAAUUGGCUUUGACUAUCAGGAUGCAUAAUUUUGCAUUAUUUGUUCAUAAAAUACCCCCAGCCCCCAUUGAUCCUUUGGUUAAAGGAAAUAUUUAUGGUAUUUCUAUAAAUCAUGUGAAGGCAAAACCUUUCCAUCCAAAAUAGCUACAUAUUGAUUAAAGUGCAUUGUAUUGAUUGCAAAGGCUGUAGAUGACUUUGUUCACAUUUUACCAAAUUGUUCCUAAUCACAUUCUGAGUUGUCUUGUGCUUUGACUGGGCUUCAGUCUUACAGUAGCAAGAACUGGGGUUCUGUGUAACCGCAUCCUUUGCAGUUGACAGGAAACCUCAUCUUCCUAUUUCAGUCUUGAAUGUAUUCCAUGGAAGUUAGUCCUAGUCAUUAUAACAUUGAAAAUUAACAAGAUCUUUACAAUUUUGUAAUGCAACUGGCUGAAUCAAUUUAAUGCUGAACAGUUUGAAAUGUUAAGGGAAAAAAUAAAGUGAGUUGGGUCCAACAGAUUUUUUUUUCUGGUGGUGAAAAAAGCAGGAGCCAUCCUAUCUGGCCACCAAAAUGGCUGCGCUGGGGAUCAUGGGAACGGCCUUGACAAAUGCCACAUGGAAUGAAGAUGGUGGUAAGGAAGGGAAUUGGGUGAGACUGAGUGAGAAAGUUGACUGGGUUCAACAAAGUAUAUGAUCCAUGAAACCUUGCUCUGAGUCAAUUGAACUGUUAAUGGCAGUGGAAUUACAUGCCCUCGCCAGCUGCAGUGUUCAGUGCCUUCAGUUUGGAACUGAAAAAUAAAGGUUGAAACAGAAAUUAAA